Messenger RNA from Malurus melanocephalus (red-backed fairy wren), 2770 nucleotides. Its product is annotated as proliferation-associated protein 2G4-like. Lineage: Eukaryota; Metazoa; Chordata; Aves; Passeriformes; Maluridae. The record is from RefSeq and is a predicted model, not a curated record. The transcript has 7 exons. The annotation marks the transcript as partial.
UUCCAGGAAAACCCCAUUUCUGGUCGCAAAGCCGAUGUCAUCAAGGCGGCUCAUCUGUGCGCCGAGGCCGCCCUGCGCCUGGUGAAACCCGGAAACCAGAACACACAAGUGACGGAGGCCUGGAACAAAAUCGCGCAUUCGUUUCACUGCACGCCUAUCGAAGGUGAGGGAAAAUGGGAUUUUUGGGGAAACAAAAGGGAUUUUUGGGAAAAAAAAUGGAUUUUGGGGGGGAAAAAAAGGGAUUUUUGGGAAAAAGGGAUCUCAAAGGAAAAAGGCGAUUUUGGGGAGAGGAAUUCCCAAGAAAAAAGGGAUUUCUGGGAAAAAAGGAUCACAGGGAAAAGGGAUUCCGGUCCAUUUCCAGUUUCCAGGAACUUUUCCAGAAAAUUUUUAGGUUUCCAGGAACUUUUCCUGGAAAUUUUUAGCUUUCCAGGAACUUUUCAACUUUCUCAGAAGUUUUUCCCACCCCGAUUCCCAAAUUUUUUUUUUUGCAGGAAGGACCACGAAAAAGCCGAAUUCGAGGUCCACGAAGUUUACGCUGUCGACGUCCUCGUCAGCAGCGGCGAGGGCAAGGCGAAGGACGCCGGGCAGAGAACCACGAUUUACAAGAGGGACCCUUCGAAGCAGUACGGCCUCAAGAUGAAAACCUCCCGUGCCUUUUUCAGCGAGGUGGAGCGGCGCUUCGACACCAUGCCCUUCACACUCAGGUCCUGUCAGGUUAACCCCUGUGUCCCCACAGGUCCUGUCAGAUUAACUGCUGUGUCCCCACAGGUCCUGUCAGGGAUUUCAGCCCCCAGGUCCUGUCAGAUUAACCCCUGUGUCCCCACAGGUGAGCUGGUGGCCCAGUUCAAGUUCACGGUGCUGCUGAUGCCCAACGGCCCCAUGAGGAUCACGAGCGGCCCCUUCGAGCCCGAGCUCUACCGCUCCGACCUGGAGGUGCAGGACGGCGAGCUCAAGGCUCUCCUACAAAGCUCCGCCAGCCGCAAGACCCAGAAAAAGAAGAAAAAGAAGGCUUCCAAAAACGCCGAAAACGCCACCACGGGAGAGACGGCGGAGGAGAACGAGGCCGGCGACUGAGAACCCCAAAACCUCUCAAAUUGUCCCCUUUUUCCCCCCCAAAAAAAAAAAAAAUUGACAAAACCCCACAAAAUCCAACAAAAAUUCCAUCCAGAAGCAAAAUAAUCCGGCGCCGUCGUCGCUUCGGGAAUUCCUGGUGAUUCCGAGCAGCUCCCAUUGGAGGGAGGAAACUCUCAGCGACUUGGAAAAAUGUCAAAAACCCCAAAAAAGUGGCAAAAAACCCCACAAAAAAUUAGGAUGAAAGUCGCUGUUAAAUCUGAAAAGUUUUUUUUUUUAUAUUUCCCACUUUUUGGAGAGUUGAAUCCAUCCUGGAUUGCAGGGAGAGGGAGGGGAGGGAGCUGCUGAUUCCUUCCUCCUCCUCUUCCUCUUCCCUUUUUUUUUAUUUUUUAAUUUUUUUCCCUUUUUUUUGAAAUUUUCACACUGAAAAAAACCACCCAAAAAACCCAAAUGAUUCCACCCAAAAAAACGCCCCCCCAAGACAAAAUUUUUUUGUCUUUUCUCUCUGGGAUAAUACUUCUAAAAUUGGGAAAAAAAAAGCAAAUUUUAGGAUUUUCUCCUCACAGACCUCGGGAGCUUUUUUCCUGCCUUUGAUUUAAGGGAUUUCCAAAAAAAAAAAAAGAAAAAUAAACAAAAAAUUGCUAUUUUUUAAUGCGAGUUUUUAAAAUUAAUCCCAAAACCCCCCUGCGGAGCAGAAUUCCCAAAAUUUUUGGGGGGCACGGGGGGUUUUUUUUUAAAAAUCCGAUGUCCCCGGGAGCAUAUUCCACCUUUCCCGCGAGCCGGAGGAUCGUUAAUUUUAUUUUUUUUCACUUUUUCCCUCUGGAUUCUUUAAAAAUUUUUGGGGAAAACUCGAGAGUUUUGGGAAAGCCCCAAAUUUUUGGGAAAAAAACCCAGAUUUUUUUGGAGAGAAACCCAAAUUUUUGGGGAUAAGACCAGAUUUUUGGGGAAAAAAACCCAGAUUUUUUGGGGAGAAACCCAAAUUUUUGGGGAUAAGACGAGUUUUUUGGGGGAAAAAAAACAUAUUUUGGGAGAAACCCAAAUUUUUGGGGAAGAAACCCAAGAUUCUUGAGGAAAAACCCAGACUUUUUGGGGAAAACUCAAAAUUUCUGGGGAAGAACCCAGAUUUUUGGGGGAAAAACCCGAAUUUUUUGGGGAAGAAACCCCAAAUUUCUGGGGGAAACCCCAAAUUUUUGAGGAAAACCGCAAAUUUUUUGGGAAAAACCCGAAUUUUUUAGGCAAACCCCAAAAUUUUUUAGGGAAAAACCACCAGAAUUCCUGAGGGGAAAUGUGAGGGAAGCGCUGCCGGAGCCGUCGGAUCCGGGAUAAGGCCCCGAUCCCGGGGGUAUCGCUCUUUUAUAGUCACUUUUUUACAAAAAAAACAUGUAAAAAAAAGAAAAAAAAGCCGAAAAAACGCCGUGAGUUGAAUGUCGAGGUUUUUUUUUCCUUUUGUCGAUACCCCCCCGGGUUUUUUUUCCAACCCCCCCCUGGAAUUUGGGAAUUCUCACCAUUUUUUUUUGUUUUUUUCCCGAUGUUUUCCCGGGCGUCCUCCGCAGGUGCUUCCUGGUCAAGAUCUGAGUUUUCCGCCCCAAAAAAAAAAAAAAAAAAAAAAAAAAAUUAAAAAAAAAAAUAAAAACUCCACGCGUGCAGAUGUUACCAAAGUCAAAUAAAAGAAGAAUAAACGAUGCGAUGUUGGAUUUUA